GAGAGCGUGUCCCCGCGCGGCCGCCGUAGCGCGCUCUUUCUAGGGAGGCCUCAGGUUGCCAUGGCGGCGGCGGCGGCAGUGGCGGUUUCCUUCGUCUCCGCUCGGCGCCUGUGAGGGGGAAGUGGGCGAGUGGGGCCUAAGUUGGCGCUGCCGACCCGGCCGGCCAUGGAGGACGAGCUGUACCUGGAGAACAUCGACGAGUUCGUCACGGACCAGAACAGAGUCGUAACAUACAAAUGGCUGAGCUAUACACUAGGUGUUCACGUCAACCAAGCCAAGCAGAUGUUGUAUGACUAUGUGGAAAGAAAGCGGAAGGAGAAUUCGGGAGCCCAGUUGCAUGUCACCUAUUUAGUGGCUGGCAACCUCGUUCAGAAUGGACACACAUGCCACAAGGUUGCAGUAGUGAAAGAAGAAAAGCUAGAAGCAAUGAAGUCGAAGCUGUCCACCAUUGCCAGCGUGCACGUCUACAGCAUCCAGAAAGCCAUGCUCAAGGACAGCAGCCCGCUCUAUAACACGGACUACGAUGUCAUCAAAGCAAACCUGCAGAACUGCAGCAAGUUUAGUGCUAUUCACUGUGCUGCUGCAGUUGCCAGGACAGCCGCUGAAAUGUCUCGUGCCGAAACCCCGGCCCAGGUGGAUCGCCAGCCACCUCAUGGCGUGGAUAAAGCCGCUACUCCUGUGGUCAACGGCCAUGCUCCCAGCGCUUCUUCAAAGCAGACCUCCCAGCAGGCCAAGGGUAUUAUGGGAAUGUUUGCAGCCAAGUCUUCCACCAAGUCCCAGGAGACCCCGAAAGAGACCAAAGUAGAAGCUAAAGAGACACCAAGUGCCUCCACAGGAAGUAGCAAGGCACCUGCUAAAGGAAAUCUGCUGAACAACUUCUUUGGAAAAGCUGCUCUGGGCAAAGCGAGUCCUGAACCCGAACAGCGAAAGGAAGAGAAAGCUGCAGCCAAGUCCCCGGUGGAACCCAAAUCGCUUCCGGGUGCACCAGAAUGUGAGAAACCCAGCAAGAAAGCUGACCCUGCAAGAGGACAGCAGAAGGACAAAAAAAGAACAAAGAGGCUGGAGAUGUCAGACGAGGAGGAGAAAGAGGUUGAGAGCCUGAAGAGAAAGAGGCGUCGGAUCAAACAGCCUCAACCCGACAGCAGUGAAGACGAGGAUGUCCCGGAAUCGCCUGUAACUCCUGAAGUGAAAGACCUUUCUCCUGAGCCAGACCCGAACCCAGAGCCUGAUCCUCUGCCCAUGGAGGCAUCGGCAGGAGAGAAGAAACGGAAGCGGAAGCGAGUGCUGAAGUCCAAAACGUUUGUGGAUGAGGAAGGCUGCAUAGUGACCGAAAAGGCUUACGAGAGCGAGUCCUGCACAGACAGCGAAGGCGACUUCCGCUCCAAGCCCUCCGCAGCUCGCAAGCCGCCUGCCGGGGCUGCCAAGAAAGAGCCCAAGGAGGAGAAGAGAGGCGCAAAGAGAGCCACAAAGGCCAACAAGCAGGCUUCCAUCAUGGGCUUCUUCCAGAAGAAAUGAGCUCCAGCCGCUGCCUGGUUUGCAGAAGCUGCAUCAGAGGAGGCCGCCACCCUUUUUGAGGCACAAAUACUUACCGUGUAAGUGGGCUUUCUCCGGAACCGGGAAACGAGACUCGCCACACGUGGGAACCUUUCGGUGCCAAAGCUGCUUAGAAAGCAGCCACUAGAGGCAACAGAGUCGCUGUUCGAGAAUCAAAUUAAUUUGCUUUGUGCGGGCCUCUGAAAUAUAUAUCUCUAUAUGUAAAGGCCAAUUGUUUCUUUUAGCCGCCCCGUCCUGCGGCAAGCCCCGCAGGUGGGCUGGCCUCUCCCACUGGCUCAGGUCAACGAAAUGUGACGCGUCUCAGUAUCCCCACCAGCUAUCGCUGUCCCACCUCCAACCCUUUCCUCUCCACAGUGGUGCCUUCAGAGAGCUUGAUGGAGUCUUCAAGGUUUCUCUGCGGCCAGGCAGCUAUUUGGAAGGGAAAUCUCGCGGGCCCUUCACACGGUUGCCUGCUCUUGUAGCUAUGCGGAAGGGCAGCGAUAGCUUAAGAACGUUGGUGGGUCUUUUUCCUUGCCUCAACCAAACGCUGUGAAAGGCGGGAGAAGCAAUGGCAGCUUUAGAAAUGUCGAAAAGAGUAUUCUGGCCUGAGUCUUGACGCAGGCUGCCUCUGUUAUGAUAAACACUGGAAAUGAGAAACAAUUCAGGACCAGCCCGGACUGCCCUCUUCGCUCCAUCUGUUUGUAUGGGGCUUUUGCCCAAAUAAUCUUUUGCCCUUCUCAUCUUCCUCCUGUCAUUUGGAAGGGGAGCCCAACCAAAGACCACCUGUAGCUGCUGCCUUGCAUGGCGUUUGCACGAGUUUUAGCAUAAACAAGGUGGGAUGGGGUCUCUGACUGGUUGGCUUCCUUGAUCAACUGCCAAGCAGGGUGUGUCCCCCCCCCACUUUAAUGGAGAAACCACUUGUUAAUGAGGAACCAAAUGACGAGCAACCCCGUUUCGGAAGAUCCAACUCUUUUUUUUUAAAGUUAGAAUGAAAGGAAAGGAGCAGGGAUGGAGACCGGCCAUUCUUCUCACAGUGCUGCAGUUUGGACAGAUCCGUUCAAUGAAACAUUAAGAGAGGGCAAGAACUCCAUUCUGGUUUGGUUUAGGUCUGGCGGUGGAGUGGGCAGUCUUCCACAGCCACUCACUAAACCACAACCAAAAUAGAGUAGCAGGUAGAGCUGCUGGUGACAUAAAAAAAAAGUCAUUUGCCUAUUAUAGAUGGUGCCCAGGCCAAAGGAAAAACAAAAGGGGUUCAUUAUUCAAACCCCGUAUUACAGAAAUAAUAUUUUAUUUUGAGGCUUAGCCGUGGAGGUUUCUCAGCCUCCCCAAGCCCCUGCUGAAACUAGUCUGGUUUCUGAAAUCCAUUAUUUGAACAAUCGGAAUCCGUUCACGGCUGUGGCAGAUGCACGAACCGGCCUGCCCCUCUGGCUGGCGUCCUUGGGGGUUUCACGUUCAACAUGGUGUUCUUGUAGUUGCUGAUUUUAUAAUGAAGUGCAUUCAGUCCUUAGCCCAGGCCUGCAGGCUGACCUUCCUGACAGACAAGCCUGCUUGGCCUUCUCAUCCCAGCUUUCCCCUACGCUUGGGAAGGUGGGUUUGGCAGCAUCCUCGCCUACGACCAUUCCUUCCCCAACCUGGUGCCCUCCAGAUGAAUUUGACUAUUAACUCUCACCAGACACAAGCAGCAGGGGUGUUCUGGUGAGAGAGUUACAGCCCAAAACAUGGAGGGCACAAUGUUGAGUGAGACUACUCUUAAGGAGUUCAGGCCAACAGCUGAGUAAGGCUUCACAUCCUUGGGUUAGCGUUGGUUAUUUUUAAUAUGAAAUAGGAGGCCUCUGCUGGAAAGCCUUAGUCCAUUUUUUGCCAAUCUUUUUUUUUUUAACUCUUUCCCAAUAAAAUAACACUUUCCCCUUC
Messenger RNA from Podarcis muralis (Common wall lizard), 3444 nucleotides. Lineage: Eukaryota; Metazoa; Chordata; Lepidosauria; Squamata; Lacertidae. The record is from RefSeq and is a predicted model, not a curated record.